Molecule: messenger RNA, 2792 nt
Organism: Brassica oleracea var. oleracea
Lineage: Eukaryota; Viridiplantae; Streptophyta; Magnoliopsida; Brassicales; Brassicaceae
Product: glutamate receptor 2.5-like
Exons: 5
Coding region: 18-2771 (917 amino acids)
Cellular component (GO): plasma membrane
Molecular function (GO): glutamate-gated receptor activity
Source: RefSeq, a predicted model, not a curated record
GUGAGCUCAUCAUAGCUAUGUCUUUCUCCCAUAGUCUCGUGUCUCGUUCUCUUUUUCCUUUACGUCUUUUAAUUUUCCUCAUCUUCUUAGUUUCAUUCGGGAAAUCACAAAAGGAAACCUUACAAGUUAAAGUGGGAGUUGUUCUUAACACUAAUGUAACAUUAGUAGAUUUGAGCUUGCGAGCUAUCAACAUGUCUCUGUCGGAAUUCUAUAAGACUAAUAAAGACUUCAAGACAAGGAUUGUCCUCCACAUCCGAGACUCCAAACAAACUGUUGUUGGUGCUGCUGCUUCAGCUUUAUACUUGAUCAAGAAGAAGGAAGUGGCAGCUAUUCUUGGACCAGGGAACUCAAUGCAAGCUCCAUUUAUAAUCAACCUCGGAAACCAAUCUCAAGUUCCCAUAAUUUCAUUCUCAGCAACAAGCCCUAUUCUUGAUUCCUUACGUAGUCCAUAUUUCAUCAGAGCGGCACACGACGAUUCAGCUCAAGUUCAAUCCAUCAGUGCCAUCUUAAAGUCAUUUAGAUGGAGGGAAGCAGUGCCUAUCUAUGUAGACAAUGAGUUCGGAGAAGGUAUUCUUCCUUACUUAGUCGAUGCUUUUCAAGAGAAUAACGUUAGAAUCAAAUACCGAUGCGCCAUAUCGUUGCAUUCUUCUAAUGAUCAAAUCGAGAAUGAGCUUUUGAAACUAAUGACCAUGCCCACUAGGGUUUUUAUCGUGCACAUGUUACCUGAUCUAGGGUCAAGGCUUUUUACCAUAGCUAAAAAGAUUGGUAUGAUGGAUAAAGGAUAUGUAUGGAUUGUUACAAACGGUAUAGCUGAUCUCAUGAAUUUAAUGGGGGAAUCAACCGUGGAAGCCAUGCAAGGUGUCUUGGGCGUCAAGACAUAUUUCUCAAGAUCAAAAGAGCUAGCGUAUCUCCAAACUCUCUGGGGAAAAAGAUUUGGAGGAGAAGAGCUAAACCAUUUUGGGUGUUGGGCUUAUGAUGCUGCCACAGCACUUGCUAUGUCAGUUGAGAAAAUCAGUGAAGUCAACAUGACUUUCAAUAAAACCAAAAAAACAAUGUCAAGAGAUGAUGAUGAGACUGAUCUUGAUGAUCUUGCUACUUCUCUCUCUGGUCCUAAGCUUCUUGAAGCUUUAUCAACAGUCAGUUUCAAAGGUGUUUCCGGGAGAUUUAAGCUAAAACAAGGGAAGCUAGAGGCGACGACUUUCGAGAUAAUCAAUAUUGAAGAAAGUGGGGAAAGAACGGUAGGAUUUUGGAAAUCAGAUGGAGGAUUAGUGAAGAGACUUAAUGCUUCACAAAGCUCAAGUGACCUUAGACCGAUAAUAUGGCCAGGGGACACUAUAGGUGUUCCCAAAGGUUGGGACCACCCAAUUAGCCCAAAGAAGCUGAGGAUAGCAGUUCCAAAGAAGGAUGGUUUCAACCAGUUUGUGAAGGUAACAAAUGAUGCAAACACUAAUGUUCCAGCAACCAGUGGGUUUUGCAUAGAAGUUUUCAACACGGUGAUAAAUCAAAUGCCAUAUGAUGUCCCUUUUGAUUACGUCCCCUUUGAAACUCCUGAUGGAAAAUCAGAUGGAAACUAUGACGAAAUGGUUUAUAGAGUGUUCCUUGGGGAGUAUGAUGGAGCAGUAGGUGAUAUUACAAUCUUAGCUAACCGGUCUGCUUAUGUUGAUUUUGCAUUGCCAUACUCCGAGAGUGGUAUUGUAUUCGUGGUGCCGGUAAAGGAUGAGAGAGAGAAAGGAGAAUGGGUGUUCUUAAAGCCUUUAACAAAGGAGCUAUGGUUGCUCACUGCUUUUUCUUUUCUCUAUAUUGGAAUGAUGGUUUGGAUUUUUGAGUACCAUGCAGAUGAAGAUUUCAGGACACAUAAGAUGUCUGAUAAGAUAUCUAAUGUGUUCUACUUCUCGUUUUCUACUCUCUUUUUUGCACAUAGGAAGCCAUCAGAGAGUUUUUUCACAAGGGCUCUUGUGGUGGUUUGGUGCUUUGUGUUGCUGAUUCUGACUCAGAGCUACACAGCAACACUAACAUCAAUGCUCACGGUUCAAGAGCUUAGACCAACAGUGAGACACAUGGAUGAUCUGAAGAAGAGUGGGGUGAACGUAGGAUAUCAAUCUGGCUCGUUUACAUUCGAGAGAUUGAAACUAAUGGGCUACGAAGAAUCAAGGCUAAAGGCUUAUGAUUCUCCACAAGAGAUGCGUGAGCUCUUUCUCAACAAGAGCAGUGAUGGUGGUAUUGAUGCUGCCUUCGAUGAAGUCCCUUAUGUUAAGAUUUUCAUGGCUAAAUAUUGCUCGGAGUAUUCCAUCAUCGAACCUACCUUUAAGGCUGAUGGCUUUGGCUUUGCUUUCCCUUUGGGAUCUCCGUUGGUGCCAGAUAUUUCAAGACAGAUCUUGAACAUAACAGAGGGAGAGACCAUGAAACGCCUGGAGGACAAAUGGUUUUAUGGAGACAGACAUUGUCUGGACUCGACCACAACGGAUACUCCAAUCCAGCUCGACCACCACAGCUUUCGAGCUCUGUUUCUGAUGGUCUUUGUCGUAUCUGUGAUUCUGCUGUUGCUCAUGUGGGGUAUUAAGAGAUACAAAGAGAGACGAGUCGAGGAGAUUGAACUUGUAGCUCGAGAUGAAGUCAAUGAAGAAGGUAAUGUUGUAGAUGGAGAUGAGGCAGAUGAUAAUGAGCAUCACGUUGUGGACGUAGACACUGCUUUGCUCCGUCAUAAGAAACUGACCUCAACGUCUAUACCCACUAGGAGGGCUACACCACUGUUAAGAUUAAAAUCAGCAUAGACUCAAAACAUAACUACUCGU